Colletotrichum phormii is the source of this 2706-nucleotide messenger RNA. RefSeq names its product P-loop containing nucleoside triphosphate hydrolase protein. Gene Ontology annotation, cellular component: cytoplasm; membrane; microtubule. NCBI's taxonomy places the organism in Eukaryota, Fungi, Ascomycota, Sordariomycetes, Glomerellales, Glomerellaceae. The record is from RefSeq and is a predicted model, not a curated record. Bases 1 to 2706 code for a protein of 901 amino acids. The transcript has 4 exons. Gene Ontology annotation, molecular function: microtubule binding; GTPase activity; GTP binding.
AUGUCUCAAGCCACCCUUGAUUCUGGAGCUCUCGAUGAGUUGAACUCCGUCGAGACUCGCAUCUUAUUCGACACCACCGACAAGCUUUCCUCACUUGGCAUUGGCAAAAUCGUGAACCUCCCCCAAAUCAUUGUCGUGGGGGACCAGUCAUCCGGAAAGUCAUCUGUGCUUGAAGCGAUUUCUCAUGUCAAGUUUCCCGUUAGCUCCGGCUUGUGCACACGUUUUGCCACAGAGCUGGUUCUCCGAAAUGGCACACAAAGACGCGUCAAGGCCACCAUUCGGUUCCAUAACGAUGUUAGACCUGCACAGGAAAUUCGGGUCGACUUUUCUGAGGGAGAAGACAUUGGCAAAGUCGUUACCGCCGCCAAAGAGCACAUGGGCCUCACCGAUUCCAACAGGGGAUUUUCCAAGGACGUUCUACGUCUGGAGGUCGAAGGCCCAAAUCUGUACCCUCUCACCCUGGUCGAUCUACCCGGAAUCUUCCACACCGCGACGGCAAAACAGUCGGCGGAGGGCAGAACAACUGUCAUGGAACUGGUAGAAAGUUACAUGGAAAAGAAAAACAGCAUCAUCCUCGCCGUCAUAUCAGCCAGUAAUCAGCUCGCCAACCAGAGAGUCCUAGAAGAGGCGGCGAAACACGACCCCACAAGGGAGCGUACACUUGGGGUCAUUACAAAGCCAGAUCUUCUCCAUCCAGGAUCUCCUGACGAGCUCGAGUAUCUUCAAGUGAUCAGAGGCCGCGAGGUGGUGCACAACUUGCAGCUGGGAUGGCAUGUGUUACGGAACCUUCCAGACUACGGCAAAUCCGAGGCAGAUCCUGACUCUCGGGACGUAGUCGAAAGAAACUUCUUCGAAUCCGGGUCCUGGGCUUCCAUACCGGUAAUCCAUCGGGGCAUCUCUGCUCUACGAAAACGUCUCAGCCACAUUCUCCAUGAUCACAUCAAGAAAAGCCUACCAGGUGUUCUUGGAGAAAUUCAGGAGAAGCUCGCUGAAAAUGAGGCCGAGAUCACACGCUUAGGGCAGGCCAGAUCCAGUCAUGCCAGCAUGAGAGCAUAUCUUGUGGACAUUGCAGGAGGCUUCGAGAGACUUGUUCGCGACGGCAUUCAGGGCCAUUACAAUGAUCCGUUCUUCGGCGGCUUUGAUGGCACUGAUCGGAAGUUACGGUCUCACCUACGAAAUUUCAAUCGAGCCAUUCGUCAUAUCCUCAUUGUGAAAGGGUCAUCACAGAAAAUUUCCUCUGCCGUUCCUAGUCCUAAGAGACGGAAGUUCAUGCCUCCGCAUCUUGAAGAGUUCCUCGAAAAACAUCCAUACGACCUUCAGAUACCCGAACCAAUUACCUGGUCGGAGAUGGCCACUCAACUGGAGCGGCAAGCGGCUGCAAACCAAGGGACCGAGUUUCCCGGAUAUGCCAAUACGGACUUGAUUGUGCAGCUUUUUCGGAGACAAUCGAGGCCCUGGGAGGCUGUCGCCAGGCUACAUUUGAAAAAGGUUAUCGUUGUUGUAAAGGGCUUCGUAGAUCAGGCAUUUGAGCACAUCGCUGGACCCUUAGGCACCUGUAGUACCACUUCCAGCAUUCUGUCGACUUGCGUCGAUCCUUUCUUUGAUGCAAAGGAGGAGAUUCUCGAGAAUAAGCUGCGGGAGCUUCUUCGACCUGUCCAGCAAGGAUACGCGCUACCUCUUGAUGCCGACUUCCAGGAAGCUAUGGACCGCAGAACUUCUGAUCUUGGUGUGGAGAAUGCCUCAGGGGACUUCGACAAUGAAAACUCAAACGACGGAAGCUCAGAAGGCUCGCAACAUACGGGAACCGGAAUUUCACACAGAUGCAAUGAGUUCGGGACCCAAUGGGCCAUAGAAACAAUGCAGACAUUCUACGACAUGGCGUUGCGCACAUUCACUGACAACCUGAUCAACCUGGCGUUGGAGAGCUGUCUCAUACAAGAGCUCCCAGGAAUCCUAACACCGAAGGAUGUUAACGAAAUGGAUGACACAAGGCUGGAGGAGCUCGCGGCCGAGUCGGAGGAGAUCCGGGCGCGGCGUACACAACUACAGAGCGACAUUAAGCUGCUCAAACAGGGCCUGGGUCAAUGCCGCCGAUACAGGCCCAGAGGCGUGAUGAAUCAACCCACCACUCCCACCAAGAGCGCUCAGCAAGAGAUUGCUGGAAGAUUGUCCACAAACGCUAAACCUCACGGCCAACAAUCGAGCCAAGGAUCCAUACCAAAGGCAGUGCCCAUCGUCAGAACCCCCACAGAAACCGAGCAAUCGGCCAGGACACCCCCACCUAAGAAGACGAAGAGCCCGGUGGUCAAAUUACCUCCCUCCGAAAGCUAUGCUCCAACUACUGUGAAGCCUGAGAAUAGCUCUCCAACUAAGAACAGCGGACUCUGGGGCAACACGUACAGAAAACCCGCAGCAUUUGGCGACAAGUCCGGCAACCUGUUUGCUUCAAUCCCAACUCGUCCUGUGAGUACGAACGGAACAUCAGGACGGUCUCCAGAACAGCCAGGAACGUUCGGCUUUGCGAAGGGGUUUGGAGGGCUGGGAGUCACAGAAUCCAAACCCCGUUUCGGUGGGUUCGGGGGUAGCCCAAGUGGCUCCUUUACUUUUGAGUCGCAAAGCACCGCUGCGGCCACUUCGCCGUUCGGAUCCAGCGAAGCAAAAGUUCAGGGUGAGAAGACCAGCUUUUUGAUUGCAUCAAGGCAGUAA